This is a messenger RNA of Parathielavia appendiculata, 729 nucleotides long. RefSeq lists its product as uncharacterized. The record is from RefSeq and is a predicted model, not a curated record. The transcript has a single exon. Lineage: Eukaryota; Fungi; Ascomycota; Sordariomycetes; Sordariales; Chaetomiaceae. The coding region runs from base 91 to 303 and encodes 70 amino acids.
AAUCACCUUACCUUUACACAGCACCCACCUUGGGCCCAGGACGCCAUUGCUGUCGGCGGAAUUCUGCAGCGACCGCCUUGUCACAAAUAUAUGAGCGCCCCAUCCCACGAGGAGAACCCCCAGGUGACCCAACCAUUCAUCCUCCCAACCAGCACCGACGGGGACGAUGACGACCGCGCCAUCCGGGUGCUGGUCCAAACCAAAACCCAUCUCGUGCCGGGCGAUAAGAACACCGAGUAUGGGGAACGCAUUGACGCCAUGGAAACCUUAUCUACCAGCGCGUGGUGGUCUCGGAACCGCUAGUACAGCCGCCUAGGUCUUGACCACUGCUACUUCCACUACUUCCCCUUCCGCUAAUACCUUACCUCUGCUACUAGAAAUUCUGCUUUCCACUCCUACCAGAGGGGGUCCCGCUUCCACUUGCACGGGAAGACAUCUCGUAUCGGGGGUGCUCAAUGACUUCGCAGUUAGCCCGUGCAUGCUGAUGGUAAGCUAGGUCGGGCACCCCGAUCGGCAGACGAAAAGCAACUACAAGAGCAAGACCAAACCUGGCCCCGUGUUUAAUGAUAAUGGUUUCCUCGGUCAAGCCCAAACCUUAGCAACAACGUACAUAGACUACACCAGCACCUGCACUCAGCCAUCCACCCAUCCAUUCCAAAUCUCAGCUGAUGGCCGUUCAGCUCAACGGCUAGCUGGCCGUCAUCCCCAGGAAAAAGCAGGUCGGCAGAU